AUAUGGCCUGUUCCCUUUCAAAUUUUGGGCUGUUCUCCUCACUUUGGUUAUUCCUUCAUCUAAGGAAGAAGCCCUUCAGAGUACUACGUCAAUAAUCACGGCCCCAUGUCCGCUCCUCCAGCGCCUGCACCAGUCUUAUCGACUGAAGAGACUUCGCCUUCAGUUGCAGAUGCAAAUACCCCAGAACAGCCGAUUGAGCCGGCUUCUCCCCACCAGCUUGAACAGGAAAUAGCAGCUGACGAUGAUUCUGUCUUGAGCGCCGGCGUCGACUCAUCGACGGCAUCCGUUGCUUCCAGUAUCUUAGAGUACCGAAAGUUCAAGGGAAGGUCGUAUCACUCUACCUACCACGACAGUAGCUAUCCAAUUCCCACUGACGAGCAAACACUGGAGAACUUUGAUCUCAUGCAUCACUUCUUGACACUGCUCACUGACGAUAAGCUGUAUCUGGCACCAGUCAAGGAUGAUGUUCAGAAAGUGCUUGAUGUUGGGACAGGGACAGGAAUUUGGGCGAUAGACUAUGCUGAUGAGCAUCCAAAUACUGCUGUCAUCGGUACAGACUUGUCUGCUGUACAGCCAGACUGGGUACCCCCCAAUCUGAAGUUCGAGAUCGAUGACUGCACUAAGCCCUGGACUUGGGACACAAAUACCUUUGACUUUGUGCAUAUGCGUUACCUUUUUGGUGCAAUCAGAGACUGGACUGCACUCUUCAAAGAGGCAUACAAUGCAGUCAAACCUGGAGGUUGGGUCGAGUCCUGCGAGUCCGAGCCCAUGACACAUAGCGACGAUGGUACCGUGACCAAUGACGGAUCAACCGCGCUGGGAGGAACCUGGGAUAAGAUGUUCAUCGAAGGAGGCAAGGCAACCGGAUGCUCUUUGUCGGUCCUCACGGAAGAUCUCCAGAUGAAGGCCAUGAAAGAAGCUGGCUUCGUGGAUAUCCAGGAAACCUUCUACAAGGCAAGUAAAGAGCCGCGCAAUAUUAUACGCACACUAACCAAUCGUACCUGGACAGAUCCCGUUCGGUUCAUGGCCCAAAGAUCCCAAGAUGGCGGAAAUCGGCCAGUAUGCGAAGCUUAGCCUGGAAUCCGAUCUUGUUGGCUAUUCACAAAUGAUUUGGCAUGAAGUUCUGAAGUGGCCAGCCGAUGGGUAUCAGGUUUUCCUGAUGCAGGUGCGAAAGGAUCUUCGAAACAAAAAACUUCAUCCUUACUUCAGGGUCCGAUUUGUCUGGGGCCGGAAGCCUGAGGUCGAGCAGAAGUGAGCGUUUCGGAAUCGUCGGGCAAGAGGUAUUUGUUUCGGCCGGUAUCUAGUAGGGUAGGUGAUGAUUAAUGUCGGGCUAUCAAUGUCACAAGAUCUGCUGCAUAGUUUACAAGCUAUACUAUCACUUAGUUAUGGCCCUGCAAUAUUUAAGUCUCUUGCAAGAAUAAACAAU
Messenger RNA from Fusarium redolens, 1426 nucleotides. RefSeq names its product S-adenosyl-L-methionine-dependent methyltransferase. NCBI's taxonomy places the organism in Eukaryota, Fungi, Ascomycota, Sordariomycetes, Hypocreales, Nectriaceae. The record is from RefSeq and is a predicted model, not a curated record. Gene Ontology annotation, molecular function: methyltransferase activity. The transcript is spliced from 7 exons. The coding region runs from base 106 to 1074 and encodes 322 amino acids.